Messenger RNA from Prinia subflava (tawny-flanked prinia), 5668 nucleotides. RefSeq names its product nudE neurodevelopment protein 1 like 1 (gene NDEL1). The coding region runs from base 3261 to 4292 and encodes 343 amino acids. Gene Ontology annotation, biological process: regulation of neuron projection development; chromosome segregation; microtubule nucleation. The transcript is spliced from 9 exons. Gene Ontology annotation, cellular component: kinesin complex; centrosome; kinetochore. Gene Ontology annotation, molecular function: microtubule binding. The record is from RefSeq and is a predicted model, not a curated record. Lineage: Eukaryota; Metazoa; Chordata; Aves; Passeriformes; Cisticolidae.
GGUUGCCCUUGAAUGCAAGAUUCCUUGAAGUAUUUGAAAAAUACUGUCUGCAUGUUAGUUUGGUUACUUCUGGUGCAUUCUGGCACCUUUGGCUCUCAUGAUAUCCGGAGGAUACUGCUCCUCUCGUUUUAAGGAUGCUUUCAAGGUGGGAAAGCAGAUUUGUCCUGUACAAACCCCUCUGGAUUUAGACAAGCUCUUAACCUCCACACUGUGUUUUUUUAGAGUAAUUGCAGCGUGGAAAAGUUCCUUCCUUUUCACAGUGGAGAGUUGCUCUGUCCUGCUGACUUUGUCUGGGGGGCUUGAAAGGAGCCCCGGUGUUUUGAGCAUAGUUCUUGUCUGGGAGCAGCUUUGGAGCUGGAGCUGUGCCUACAGAGCUGUGUUUUCCCAGGGCACUGUGUGAAUGCUAAGCUGUGUUGGAAUGAAUUUGAGUGGGCAGCAGCAUAAGCCUGCUCUCAUUUUCCCUGGAAGACGCUGCUGCAUUGUCUUGUCUGCUCCCUGAAAGCCUCAGUGUUGUUUGUCAAAGGCUGGAUUCUGCAAGUGCCACGUAUGCAAAGAAGCCCUGAAUAGGAAGGACUGGCUGUGCUGGUUCUCAGCUCCUGACAGAAUUCCCAGCAGUUUUUGUUAAACUCUUGCUAUUCCGUGGGCAUCCGCUCUCCCACACGUGAGGUAUGUGGGAUUGUCUGGUUGUGUUCUGAUAACUCCCAGGAUUUGCUCUCUGCUUGCACAAUCCAUGUUUUUGUGCUAUUACUCUUAGGGAAUGGCCAAAGGUUGGCGGGUUGGCGGAGUGAAGGAUUUCCCGUGGCCACGUGUGUGCUGGGAGCAGGUUUGGAAGCUGUCAGCAUCUCCCAGCUCCCAGGGUGAUAUUUUGGCUGUGAAGCACUGUGUUUGCAGGGUGUCUGUGUGCUCUUAACCCUUUCUCCUGCCCCUCAUGGGAAUACAAAAACAUGGGAUCUGGAAGCUGGAGCCCAGCAGCACACACUGGCAUUGGCACUGGGAGCAGGGCUUUAUGCAGAGCAGUCAGCAGAUCCCAAAUCCCUGCUGCUAGCAUUAGGGACGGUGGGAGACAUGGAGCAGGGGCAAUCAUGACCUACCACCUGCUUCACCAAAGCAGGAUGAGAGAGCUGGAGAAGAUCCGGAUGGGUUGGGAAGGAAGAAUUCCUGCCCAGGGCCUGAGCCAGCACUGGGCUGAAUGUCCUCCCUCCAGUGUGUGAAAGGUAAAGUUGUUUGGACAAGGAGUUGGGGGCAAACACACCUUCUGUCCUUGGAAGCCCCAUGCAGCCCUUCCUGUUCUUGCACAGGCUGCUGUGCUUGCAGGGAUCCCUUGGAUGUUGAUUUCCAAGGGUGUGCUCCAUGUGAGCAGACAGGAAGGAGUCUUGUACCUUAUCUCAGCUACUUCUAGGAAAUGAUGUAAGAUGCUUACUUGUGCAAGCUUUUUUGUAGCCACAUCCUGAAUUUUACUGACAGCCAGCUUGGCUGCUCACCUUUUGAGCUCAUCUCUGGAGCUGUGGGAGCUGAGCCUGUGUUGUGCUUUAUCUGAUUUAUUCUGGGAUGAAUGUGCUCCCUGCUGCUUUAGAGCCGUUAAGGGAAAGGUUGAAGGGAUUUAUGGAAGGGUUGGAUCAGUGCUUGGCAAAUGCUAAAGGUGGCACCCAGCGCUGUGUCCUGGCAGUGGGAAUCACUGUCCAGGAGCUGCUGGACACACCUGAGCUUUGUCAGGUGUCUGCUCCCAGCGUGGAGCUGCAGCAGUUGGGGCAGGAAUACUGAGCUGUGCAUCCACAGGCUUGUGCACAGAGCUUGGGAUUUGUCCCUGUGGAGUGACUGAGCUGCCUUGGUAACGGCUGAUGCAAGUGCUCCCAAAGAAAAUCCUGUCUGAAAUUUGUGAUGGUAAUGGCUCCACAGGUACUUUUCAUUUUCUCAGUGCAGGAAAGGAAACGCCAUCCGUUCUCCUGGGCAGUGUGAAGACCUGAGCCAUGACAUGUUUGCUUCUGCAUAAAGCUGUAGAGUUAAAUAAACACAGUGUGAGAUUUGAGGUGUUUUUGAAGUGCUUGGCACCCUCUGGAUACAUUUGCUCUCGGUUGUGGCAGCUGCAAGCUCAGCUGGAGAACCAAUGUGCCAGUUCUGCCUUGCUGUGUUUGGCCUGCCUGCCCUCUGACGAAAGUAUUGAAAGGGAUUGUUCUGGCCCACUUUUAGGUGUCAAAAAUGUGGGUCACUGAGAUACAGAACACAUUAGAGUGACAAUUUUAGCCUGGAGGGACAGAGUUGGCUGAGAAGUGAUGCCUGUUGGAGUGUGAAAGUCAGGACUUUUAGGUCAGCUCUUCUGAUCAAUGGGCUUGGCGCAGGCGUUGUUCGGAGCCUCUGCUUGGAGCACAGGGGAGGUUGGGCUCACCCCAUCCUUUUUCUGGGUGGUAAGGACAGAAUUUGAGGCUUGGCUUUCUGAGGAGAAAAAAAAUGCCUUGAAGAGCUUUGGGAUUGCUUGGGGAGGGCUCAGCAAUGGUGAUCUCAUGGUGGGGUCUGAGCAUUGUCCUGGUCCUGUUCUGCACUUUAUCUCCUUCACCACCUCUGAGACCUGGUGUGAGCUGAGGUCUCUAAUGUCUCAUGUUCCCUAGACCAUAUAUAAAACCAUAAAACCAUACAAAAACUAUGUUGGGUUGUGUUUCUUUUGCUGGCUGAUAGCCUGGGGAGGUCCAAGAAAGGAGGAUCCUCAUGGAAGGGGGAUCACCAGUGCCUUGGUGUGGGAAACUUCACCUCUGAGCACCUCCAGGCUGGGAACAUUCCUCUGUGACGUGACCAUGCCGUUUAUGGGAGAGGCUGAUCUUCCUUGUCUGCUUGAGGCAGCAGAAGUACACGGAAAAUUACUGUUACCUGCAUGUGACGCAAGUAGGGAUUAGCCAGGACUUGCUGCAGGAAGAAUGAGUUUUGAUCUCCACACAGAGCUGUUUGUAGUUUGUAGAUGAACACUUGGAGUGUUCACCCUCCUUCACUGCUCACCCUUGCAGCUCUAAAAGCAGCUGUAGUGCAGUCACUGUGUGGUGGCAGGAGGCAAAAUCUCUUAGAAACAUUUAAUGAAGUAAAGUGGAAGCUGAGAGCUGUACGUGCGAGUGUGUUACCAACUGUGGGCCUCAGUGGGCUUGUGGCACCAACUGGAGUUUUGGUGGCAGGUACAAAAUACAACCAGAACUUCUGGUCUCGUUUCAGGCUGCUCCACAAGCACUUCCAGAGGCUGGGGAAACUCCUGGGGCUCGUUGGGGCAGGUUGUGUUGAUCAUGGACAGUGAAGAAAUCCCUACUUUUUCGAGUCCAAAGGAGGAAACUGCAUAUUGGAAAGAGCUUUCCUUGAAGUACAAACAAAGCUUCCAGGAGGCUCGUGAAGAGCUGGCUGAAUUCCAGGAGGGAAGCAGGGAAUUAGAAGCUGAGUUGGAGGCACAGCUAGUGCAAGCUGAGCAAAGGAACAGGGAUUUGCAGGCAGAUAACCAAAGACUGAAAUAUGAAGUGGAAACAUUAAAGGAGAAACUGGAGCACCAGUACGCCCAGAGUUACAAGCAGGUGUCGUUGUUGGAGGAUGACCUGAGCCAGACAAGGGCCAUCAAAGAUCAGCUGCACAAAUAUGUGAGGGAGCUGGAGCAGGCCAACGAUGACCUGGAACGUGCAAAGAGGGCAACAAUAGUUUCUUUGGAAGACUUUGAACAAAGGCUGAACCAAGCUAUUGAGAGAAAUGCAUUUUUAGAAAGCGAACUGGAUGACAAGGAGUCAUUGCUGGUCUCUGUACAAAGAUUAAAGGAUGAGGCAAGAGACCUACGUCAGGAGCUGGCUGUGAGGGAAAGGCAGCAGGAGGUGACCCGGAAAUCAGCGCCCAGCUCCCCCACUCUGGACUGUGAGAAGAUGGAUUCAGCUGUCCAGGCCUCUCUCUCCUUGCCAGCUACACCUGUUGGAAAGGGAUCAGAAAAUAGUUUUCCUUCCCCAAAAGCUAUACCAAAUGGGUUUGGUACCAGCCCACUGACUCCUUCAGCUCGAAUAUCUGCACUCAACAUUGUGGGAGAUCUGCUACGGAAAGUGGGGGCCUUAGAAUCCAAAUUAGCUGCUUGCAGGAAUUUUGCAAAGGACCAGGCAUCACGGAAAUCCUACAUUUCAGGGAACGUCAGCAGCGCCGUGAUGAGCAGCAACAGCACAAAGUACCCACACCCAGGGCACACGUCCUUCUUCGACAAGGGGGCAGUGAACGGCUUUGACCAAGGCCCCCCCGGCCUGGGGGGCUCCCGACCUUCCUCGGCGCCGGGAAUGCUCCCCCUGAGCGUAUGAGCCCGCGGCAGGUUGGACUUGGGUGCUUUUCUCAGCUCACCUCGGGAAGAACUGCUCCUGAUUCCUCCCCAUUCCCACCCCGCUGGAACGUGACCCUGAGGGGAGACCUCGAGCCCACCAUGGGUGGCCACCACCCAGGCCCUCCAUGUCCUGUCAAUACAGUUUGUUUUCUGCUGUCGCUGUAGUGGACGUUCUCUGCCCCGGCCCCACGAGCUGCCACCCUCUGCUGUGCUUGGGGACACCGAGUCCUGCUCUGCCAGGGGACAGACCAGCCUCGCCCCUCCUUUUCCCUCUCCUCUCACUUAGCUCUGACACAGCUCUGGCUGCUCCUCCACAGGCUCCCCUGGCCCUGUCCCCUCCCAGGCCUGCAGCUGCUGCUCUCAGACCUCGUGGAAGUGCCCUGGGGGAGGCCAGUGGUGGCCCAGGGCCUGUCUCAGGGCCGGCUGCACCCACGGCAGGCAGGGCUGGAUGGGCAGCUCCAGGACAGGCCCACCCCUGCUGGACACACACAGGGCCAGGCUCCUCAUGGCAGGGAGGGAGAGGGGGUGGCAGCACACUCAGGGUGUCCAUCCCAGCCCCCCCAGACGCCUUGGCAGGGCUGAGCAUGGCUGAGCUGUUCUCCCUGGGGCUCCUGCCCUGCUGCAGGGGUGGGCAGUGCUGUGCCCUCAGGUGCCCCCAGGGCUGCCCCACAGCUCCCUGGCCCUGCUGGACUCGGCCUCCGUCCCUCACCCCACACACACAGCAACCCCAGGGGAGCUUUAGGAAGCUGCUGCUCCCCCUGUGACCCCCUGCCCAUCACCCCUGUGCUGUAGGACUGGACUGUGCAGCCUCACCUGCGGACUUCUGUGACAGCUGGGGGCGACUGAACCUUGUGGGUCUUUCAAGCAACACCUUUGUGUGGUUUCUCUGUUCAUGUGCCUCAGAGUCAGUGGAUUUUUAGACUGAACCAGCAAAUGGAGCCAGGGUUGGAGCUGAGGGUUCAGCAGUUGUUGUUCAGGGGCUCUGCAGCUCCCAGGUGGUUGAGUUACAAAUGCUGAGAAUAAAACCCCACUGGCCCAGCAGUGGAGGUGGGAUUGUCCCUUUGCCAUUAGGGUUUGUAUGGUCCUUCCUUCCUGUGCAUCCUCUGCUGCAUUUGACUGUUUACAUUUGUUUUAUUGUACAUAGAUUUGUAAACAUAAUACCUUGGCCUGAGGUCUUUGUACAUAACUUGGGCUUUGUAGCUUUAUUUAUUCAGCCUCUCUCUGGCAUGUUUCCAUAGGAUGUACGUUCCACCCUGGUGCCACUGACAUGAUGUGGUUUCAAAAGAAUGAAAACAAAUGAGAGUAAUCUUCCAAAAAUAAAGUUCUUUUAAUGUGGAAUCAGUGCAUUUUGCAGAA